AUGGUUUUGAACAUUGAGUCAAACAUCAGAAUUGAGCUUGCUCCAAUACUUAAUUUUGUGCUUUGUCUACCAAGCAAUGCUCCUCGUGUUGUGCAAGUCUCACAAGGGGGAGAUAAAGGAGUUGGAGGAACUAGAUCAUUAAAAGAUUAUGGUAGUGAUACAGGAGCAUUAAUUGGGAAGGUGAUUUCGUCUCGGAUUCCAACUUCAAUUCCCAUGAAACCUCUAAUGGUGUCUUUGACUACAACAUCUACAAAAAAAAAAAAUAAGCUGAUAAUUCCAUUGAAAGGAACCUUAAUUAAAGAAGAAGAAGGAUGGUCGAGUAAAGAUCAUGUUAAAACAAUUUCAACAAUUGAUCCAAAGGAAAAGGGGAAGGUCAUCCUGAUUGAACAAUCAGAUGAAGAAAAGAAGAAGCAAAAAGCUAAAAAAAAUGGAACGAAAAAGGCAAAUCAAUAA
This is a messenger RNA of Lactuca saligna, 453 nucleotides long. The record is from the annotation of a GenBank genome assembly. Lineage: Eukaryota; Viridiplantae; Streptophyta; Magnoliopsida; Asterales; Asteraceae.